AUGUGCAGUUACGAUUGCUCGGUGCACCCAACUGAUAUCAACGAAGAUAAUGACAUCACGGGGAUCGGAGUUUUAAUUGGAUACUGCGCAACUGCGGGCAUCGCGGUGUUCAUUAUCGUGUUUCACUACUUGUUUUCCUACGAACCUCGUCUGGACCCUUUUCAAAAGAGAGGCCCACGAGAACUCUUUUUCAAGGCUUUUGGUAUAACGAAUAGCGGGCGGCAAAAUCAUGCCCGGUUCGAAAAGUCGCUCGUCAAGCUCAAAUGCGGAAUCUCGACACACCAAUGGCAGGUGCUGGUCUACCUCGCAUGGUUCUCUAGCCUGACCCAUCUCUCAUAUCUGACUCUUCUCCGAAACUACCUACAUCAGCGACCGGCAGAACGGAUCUGGCGGCUCUUCUGUAUGUUUGUACUAGUUGUACUACUGAUAUUGGCAUUCCUUCUAAUGGCCAACUACAGAUGGCAAUAUGGAUAUUCUACAAAAAGCACCGGUCGUCCUGCACUUCAGGACUAUGCCAUCUGUUAUCUAAGGCCAGUACAACGUUCUGAUCCAGCUUGGGAUUAUAUGCACGCUUCGGUCGACAACGGUCAUGCCUUUAGUGAUUCUGCUAUAAUGGUCAUGUCUAUAUCAGUCGUUUUGCUGUUCGUUGGCUUUGUGUGCAGGGUGUUGAAAAUGCACCAGAGUCUGUCAUAUUUUUUUGCUCGGACUAUCUGUGGUAGUAUCAGCCGUAUGCUACGCAAACCUUUGCGAACAAUUGAAGGCUGGUGUGUUACUUCAAGUUUCCUUUACAGUUUGCAAAGGCUUCUGUUGUAUCGGCCUCUUUUGGCCCUUUUCCUCACUCUACGUAUUCUAGUGGAUACCUGGGACUCGAUGUUUUUUGAAGUCUGGUGGCUAAUAAUUAGUUUCAUUUGGGGUGUUCAGCGUUUGUUCAGUACCGUGCGUUUCUGUUCCAAUAAAGAAGACAUGGAGUGGAGCUUCGGUUAG
Messenger RNA from Penicillium salamii, 984 nucleotides. Lineage: Eukaryota; Fungi; Ascomycota; Eurotiomycetes; Eurotiales; Aspergillaceae. The record is from the annotation of a GenBank genome assembly.